UUGCGUUUGGGCCCAUGUCAUGUCGCUCUCAAUAGACUCCAAGAAAUGAUCUUCAUGUCUUUUCUCCCAUAUCGAACUACCUCAAUUCUCUCUCUCCUCCUUCAUCUUUCCUAGCUCUCCAAUUCUCUCAUGUCCAUGACAAGUCAAAAUCCAGCGCCGGAGUCAUCCACCCCCGACCACCACCACAACUCGCCGCCGCCGCCGCCACCACCACCCAGCCGUUACGAGUCCCAAAAACGGCGUGACUGGAACACCUUCGGUCACUACCUCAAGAACCAACGUCCUCCAAUCUCACUCUCCGACUUCAACUUCAACCACGUCCUCGAAUUCCUCCGUUACCUUGAUCAGUUCGGAAAAACUAAGGUUCACCUCCACGGCUGUGUCUUCUUCGGGCAGCCCGAACCGCCCGCAUCUUGCACCUGUCCGCUCCGGCAGGCCUGGGGGAGCCUUGACGCGUUGAUUGGCCGUCUCCGAGCAGCCUAUGAGGAGAACGGAGGCUCACCCGGGUCGAACCCGUUUGGGGAUGGGGCGAUCCGGGUUCAUCUGAGGGAGGUCAAACUUUGUCAAGCAAAAGCCAGGGGGAUUCCUUACAAGAAGAAGAAGAAGAAGAUGAUCAAGUUGAAGUGA
Molecule: messenger RNA, 627 nt
Organism: Impatiens glandulifera
Lineage: Eukaryota; Viridiplantae; Streptophyta; Magnoliopsida; Ericales; Balsaminaceae
Product: protein LIGHT-DEPENDENT SHORT HYPOCOTYLS 10-like
Exons: 1
Coding region: 130-627 (165 amino acids)
Biological process (GO): response to light stimulus; mRNA transcription
Cellular component (GO): nucleus
Source: RefSeq, a predicted model, not a curated record